This is a messenger RNA of Mytilinidion resinicola, 1122 nucleotides long. Its product is annotated as transporter bos1. Gene Ontology annotation, molecular function: SNAP receptor activity; SNARE binding. NCBI's taxonomy places the organism in Eukaryota, Fungi, Ascomycota, Dothideomycetes, Mytilinidiales, Mytilinidiaceae. The transcript is spliced from 3 exons. The coding region runs from base 143 to 895 and encodes 250 amino acids. Gene Ontology annotation, biological process: vesicle fusion; endoplasmic reticulum to Golgi vesicle-mediated transport. The record is from RefSeq and is a predicted model, not a curated record. Gene Ontology annotation, cellular component: endoplasmic reticulum membrane; Golgi apparatus; late endosome membrane.
CCUCACAACACCACCCCCAAGGCUUCCAAAAAGAACACGAGCCCAUAAAUUCCUCCAUCUCGCGCCUAUAAUUUCUCAAGUUGAUGCACAGUUCUUACGCCCCCAAACAUUUUCCGAGCCUUUUCACUCAACUAUCAUCACAAUGAAUGCCCUCUUCAACUCGGCCUUGCGCCAAUCCACAGCAAUCCGGAAGGACCUAGAUACCUUCGCGGACAACCCGUCACCGUCCCCAGCACUUCUAGGCCAAAUAAACGCAUCCCUCACUUCCUUCUCGCGCACAAUCGACGACUACAACAAGCUCGCAAAGCAAGAGAUCGUGGCUACAAAGCAGGAGAAGGCACAGGAGCGGCUAAAAACAUUUCGCGCGGAACUAUCAGAUUAUAGGGCGCAAUUCGCGAGGUUACGACAGGUCAACGAAGAAAUUCAAACCACUCAAAACCGCACCGAGCUCCUAGGCCGUCGCCCUCACAAUACCGCUACGCCCGAGAACCCUUACGCAAACAACGCACAAUCAUCGCAGCAGCACUCGCCAUGGGCACCAAACCCCUCAUCCGCCUCCUACUCAGCUUCCCGCGGCACUAGCCUCGGCGCGGCGCCUUCAGAAUACGAUCGAGAGACACACGCUUUCCGCGAGCAAACAUUCGCCUCGCAGGCCAAUGCGCAUCUAGACGAGUUCCUGGAUAGAGGAAGGGCGGUACUGGGGGAUCUAUCACAGCAGAGGGAGAUGCUCAAGGGGACGCAGCGGCGGCUGUACAGCGUUGCGAAUACGCUGGGAGUUAGUGGGGAUACGAUUCGCAUGGUUGAGAGGAGGGCGAAGCAGGAUAAGUGGAUAUUCUGGGCUGGAGUCGUGGUGUUCUUCGUGUUUUGCUACUUGGUCUUGAAAUACCUGAGGUAAUGGGGGCAAGCUUGCUGUGGACCAUGCAUCUGAGAAUCAGAAUAGGCGUUAUUGGCGGGCGAUGAAAAGGGUUUGGAGUUGGGAAUGGUUUGAGGUUUGGUAGACAGAGGCACGAGGCCGUGUCGCUCAUCAUCUGUAAUAUUGUGAAGACUACGACGGUGGUCAGUUGAUGAUGGCAAUCGAAAGAAGCAUCCACAAUGACUAGAUUGUCUUCAGAUAUAUGUUUC